AUGGAUACCGAAAAAAGGUGCUCCGGUUGUGAUAAUGUUACAACUAGCACAUUAUCUUGUCCAGUUUGUAAGGGGAAAGGGCAAAUUAGCAUAUUCUGUAGUCAGGAGUGUUUCAACACUUCAUGGAAGCAACAUAGCAAGAAUCACAGCUCCGAUGGAGAUGCAAAAUUGAAGGGAGAUUCUUCAGACGAUCCGCACCUAAAGAGGUUUAGAGGCUAUCGAUUCACGGGAGAUCUGAGACCGUGGCCUAUAACUCCCAUUAAACGAGUUCCAAAACAUAUAAGUAAACCUGAUUAUGCCAUCAACGGCAUCCCGUACUCUGAAAACGAUGUAAAAAGUUCAAACCAUAUAAAGGAGUAUGAUCAGAAAACUAUUAAAAAGAUUAGACGUGCCUGUACUUUGGGAAGAAAGGCUUUGGACCUUGCAAACUCUAUGAUAAAACCCGGAGUAACAGCUGACGAAAUUGACAACGCUGUUCACGAAUUUAUUGUAUCUCAUAGUGGUUAUCCAUCACCCCUAAAUUACUAUGGUUUUCCAAAGUCUUGUUGCACUUCUGUAAACGAAGUUGUAUGCCAUGGAAUCCCAGAUUUACGGCCUCUUAAGGAGGGAGAUAUAGUAAAUGUAGACAUUUCCGUAUAUCUUAAUGGAGCCCACGGGGAUUUAAAUGAGACCUUCUUUGUUGGAGAAGUGGACGAAGAUUCAGUGAGAUUGACAAAGGGCACAUAUACAUCCCUAAUGAAGGCUAUAGAACGUUGUAAACCCGGGAUGUACUAUCGCGAAAUUGGCAAUAUAAUAAAUGAUGUAGCCGAUAAAUUCAAUCUAUCUGUUGUUAGGUCGUACUGUGGUCAUGGCAUUGGGACGGAAUUCCAUUCCUUGCCAAAUGUUCCUCACUAUCGCAAGAAUAAAGCUAUUGGAAUAUUAAAACCUAAUCAGGUUUUCACCAUAGAACCAAUGUUAAACCUCGGAGGUUAUAAAGAUACAAAGUGGCCAGAUGAUUGGACGGUAGUAACCGUUGAUGGCAAAAGAUCAGCGCAGUUUGAACACACAUUACUUGUUACACAAACAGGAGUUGAAAUAUUGACGAAACGCUUAGAAUCUUCUCCUCCACUUGGAUUCGAUAUCGAUUUGUAA
Theileria equi strain WA is the source of this 1131-nucleotide messenger RNA. RefSeq names its product methionine aminopeptidase, putative. The record is from RefSeq and is a predicted model, not a curated record. Gene Ontology annotation, biological process: proteolysis. Gene Ontology annotation, molecular function: metalloaminopeptidase activity. NCBI's taxonomy places the organism in Eukaryota, Apicomplexa, Aconoidasida, Piroplasmida, Theileriidae. The transcript is spliced from 9 exons. The coding region runs from base 1 to 1131 and encodes 376 amino acids.